Acyrthosiphon pisum (pea aphid) is the source of this 573-nucleotide messenger RNA. RefSeq names its product RAB interacting factor STRAT (gene strat). Gene Ontology annotation, biological process: post-Golgi vesicle-mediated transport; small GTPase-mediated signal transduction. Gene Ontology annotation, cellular component: cytosol; membrane. The record is from RefSeq and is a predicted model, not a curated record. NCBI's taxonomy places the organism in Eukaryota, Metazoa, Arthropoda, Insecta, Hemiptera, Aphididae. Gene Ontology annotation, molecular function: guanyl-nucleotide exchange factor activity; zinc ion binding.
GAUAAGAAUGAUUUCCAAUUUCAGUAUAAUUAGUUAAUAUUUUAUAAAUUAUUCACACUUUACUUUAUUAAUAUUAUUAAUGUAAAAUAGCUUGCUCAUUAAGAUGACUGAUGAUAAUACAAUUGAUGUUAAAAAUAACUUUAAUCAUCUGAUUAUUGAAGAAAAGAACAAACACACUGUGUAUUGCACAAAAUGCCCAUCCAAGAUUUUGUCAUCUACAAUGGGAAAGCAUUUAAGAAUCGAAUUCAAUCUUCCACACAUGUCUCAAAAAAAAAAUUGUGAGGCUGUUGAAUGCGAACUAUUGGCGGAUUACUGGAUGGUUCCAGAUAUGUAUAUGUUUGAUAAUAUUGGAUUUUCAAAGACUGUUGAAUCUGGCAUUAAAUAUCUUAUAUGUGCUGACUGUGAAAUUGGACCAAUUGGAUGGUAUGACGAUAACACUAAGCAAUCUUAUGUAGCACUGUCAAGAGUGAAACACACUGAAGAUUCGUGAUAUUUGAUCAAAUUGUAAAUACUUGAAACAUUCUAAUUUUAUUAUAAUAUUUAUAGAUUAAAAGUAAAAAACUUAAAAAUGUA